AGUCUGUUAUGGUGUUCUGUUUUGUUCUGUUUUUUUUUUUAAACAUACAUCGUGUUCUGUUUGUUGCAAGACGGCUAACAGAAGAGUAUACCAAACUCGGUCUUCGUCUUCUUCAAUCCCGUCUAAAUAAUCAAACAAUUUUCCAGAUUCAGAUCAUCGCUCCAUGGCAACUUUUCAUAGCUUCCGAAAAGCUGUUGGAGCGCUUAAAGAUUCCACAACAGUCAGCAUCGCAAAGGUCAACAGCGAAUUUAAGGAUUUGGAUGUUGCGAUCGUCAAAUCCACAAAUCACGUCGAAUCUGCUCCCAAAGAACGCCAUAUUCGCAAAAUAUUCUCUGCAACAUCUGCGAUACGACCACGAGCAGAUGUUGCUUACUGCAUUCACGCACUAGCCAAGAGAUUAUCUAGAACUCACAAUUGGGUUGUGAGUCACUUAAAACACACACACAUUCUUCAAUUACAAGAACUCUCUCUUUGGACUGCUCUAAAUUGUUUUAUCAACACGCAGGUGGCUAUUAAGGUUUUGAUAGUCAUUCAUAGAACACUAAGAGAAGGUGAUCCAACAUUCAGAGACGAGCUUCUCAAUUAUUCACACAGAGGACAUAUACUUCGAAUAUCUAACUUCAAAGACGAUACAAGUCCUCUAGCUUGGGAUUGCUCUGCAUGGAUUAGAACUUACGCGCUUUUCCUAGAAGAGAGGCUUGAAUGCUACCGUGUUUUGAAGUAUGACAUAGAAGCAGAACGUUUACCAAAAGGUUCAGGUGCAUCUUCAAAGAACGUGGAUCUCAAUGCUUCUCAAACGUAUAGAACAAGGAUGUUAUCUAAUGAAGAACUGCUUGAGCAGUUGCCUGCUUUACAGCAGCUUCUUUUUAGACUUACCGGUUGUAAGCCUGAAGGAGCAGGCUAUAGCAACUACCUAAUCCAAUACGCUCUUGCAUUGGUGCUUAAAGAAAGCUUCAAAAUAUACUGUGCCAUUAAUGAUGGAAUCAUUAAUCUUGUAGACUUGUUCUUUGAGAUGUCAAGACAUGAUGCAGUUAAGGCUCUAAAUAUAUACAAACGAGCUGGCCAACAGGCUGAAAACCUGGCUGAUUUUUAUGAACACUGCAAAAGUCUAGAGCUGGCAAGGAACUUUCAGUUCCCAACAUUGAGACAGCCUCCUCCGUCUUUUCUUGCAACAAUGGAAGAAUACAUUAAAGAAGCGCCUCAAAGUGGUUCUGUACAGAAAAAGCUGGAGUAUCAUGAAAAAGGGGAGGAAGAAGAACAAGAUGAAGAAGAAGAAGAACAGUCUGCUCAGCCUGAAGAACCUGCAGAAACAGAAAAUCAAAAUGAAAACACCGAAGGAGACCAGCCUCUUAUUGAAGAAGAGGAAGAGGAGACAGAACAAAUAGAAGAAGAUACUAAACCUUCUUUCUUGAUAGACACGGAUGACUUGCUGGGCCUGAGUGAGAUAAACCCGAAAGCCACAGAGAUAGAAGACCGCAAUGCAUUGGCUCUGGCAAUAUAUCCACCAGGUCAUGAAGCUCCAGGUCCAUCCAAUAGUUUAAGCUUAAUAGAAACUGGUGGAUCCGGUUGGGAACUAGCACUGGUCACUCCUCAAAACAACAACAACAACAACACUCAUCGCCCUGCUCCUGACACCAAAUAUGCAGGAGGAUUUGACAAGCUAUUGCUUGAUAGUCUUUACGAGGAUGUUUCAGCGAGGAGACAGAUACAACUAACAAAUGCUGGCUAUGGACAUGGUGGUACAGAGACAGCAGGAGCAGCUCCACCACAAAACCCAUUCGAGAUGCAACAAGAUCCCUUUGCAAUGUCAAAUACCAUUGCUCCUCCCACUAACGUUCAAAUGGCAAUGCAGCAACAACAGCAACAACAGAUGAUGAUGCAUCAAAGUCCCUACAAUUACUCUCAUCCUCAUGAUCAUCAUCAUCAUCAGUUCUCAGCCGCAGGUCCUUCUCCUUCUAACCCUUUUGGAGACCAUUUCCUUGCCCUCCCACCUCCUCCAGGCUCAUCUGGUCAGAUGCAGCAGCAAAACAGCCAUCAUCAUAUGCUCCUCUAGAGUGAUAAAUAAGAGCUGUAUUCAGCUUCUCACUCUCUCAUGCAUGGUUUGAGUGUUGUCUUUUGAAUAUUUAUUCAGGGUGCUAUUCUUUCAUUCUUACUAGAUACCUACUUCUUCUUGUCACUGGUGAUUUCUUAAUUUGAUUAUAUAAACCGGUCAAAUGCUCAAAAAAGGUGGAUUAAACUCA
Molecule: messenger RNA, 2240 nt
Organism: Brassica napus (rape)
Lineage: Eukaryota; Viridiplantae; Streptophyta; Magnoliopsida; Brassicales; Brassicaceae
Product: putative clathrin assembly protein At4g25940
Exons: 13
Coding region: 164-2053 (629 amino acids)
Biological process (GO): clathrin coat assembly; clathrin-dependent endocytosis; vesicle budding from membrane
Cellular component (GO): clathrin-coated vesicle; clathrin-coated pit
Molecular function (GO): SNARE binding; 1-phosphatidylinositol binding; clathrin heavy chain binding
Source: RefSeq, a predicted model, not a curated record